AUGGACAUGGGCGGGCAGGAGAGCGGGUACAGCUCGUCGCGAAGCGCGUCGAGACGAGAACCUAUGGACGAGGACGAGCGCUUUUCCCGAACCAACAGCUUCGGCCAAGCCUCGGUCAGUUCGGCCCAUUCCGAACGCAUGCUCGAUGACGAGCGGCGGCCGGGCGGGGCUCGGCCCUCCGUGUCGCGCACCUCCUCCUCCUCCUCCGCCUCCGCUCUGUCCGCCAUGUCCGCGGCUUCCGCGCACGGUCCGCGCAGCCCCGCGCCCUCACGCUCGAAACUCGGCGCGGGCGGAAGCGGAAGCGCGAGCGGGGGGGAGGAACAGGUGCAGUAUUUCCGCGCGAAAACGAUCGCGGCGGUGGGGCGCGGGGCGGACAAUAGGACGAUAUCGGGGAAGGACGUUCCGCGGCAGCGACUGCCCAUGCUUCCGCCGCCCGGAGCUCCGCAAGUCGUGCAGUGUCAAUGGUGCUUCCAAACCCUAGCCGUGCCGAUAAACCUGCCCCCGCCGAAGAAAGGGCAGCAGAAGCUCCGGUGCGGCAAGUGCCUCAAGGUGUCGCGCUAUGCGGUCUUUCUUCCGCCCACGGCGGAAGAGGACGAGGAUGCGGAAGAGCAGCCGCCGCCGCAGCCGCCGCAGCCGCAGCAGCAGCAGCAGCAGCGGCAGCGGCGGCAGAAGCAGCAGCAGGGGGGCGGGGAGGAGGCGGAAGUGGCGGAAGAGGACGAGGAGCAACAGGCGCUCUCCGCGCGCGGAAGGUCCGCGUCAACGGGGAGUUUCAGAACGCGGAGUUUCCAGGGCAAUGCGCAGCAGCAGGCGGGGGCGAUGGGCGCAGGGCGCGGAAGCAGCAGCGUCAGCAGGGGCGCGGGGAAUAUUGUGCCAAUCCCGGAUCGCCAGGUGGCAGAAGCUGAGAGGCUGGCCGGACCCAUCAAUCCGGGCACCUAUUGGUACGACGUGGAUGCUGGCUUCUGGGGAGUGGUGGGUGGACCUUGCCUCGGCAUCAUCCCUGCGGGUAUACACCAACUCGCGGUGGGGCCGCUACAGCGGCAGGCGUCAGGGGGGCGAACGCGAGUGGUGGUGAACGGCAGAGAGCUGCACCGGCGGGACCUGGACAUACUGAUGCAGCGCGGGCUGGCGGACGAACCGGGAGUGGCGUACCUGCUGGACAUUGAUGGGAAUCUGGUGGACGCUGCUACGGGGGAAGACCUCCCUCCUGGGCUUGGGAAGCUCGCCCCCUCGCUGGAGGUCAAAGGGAGAGGGGCGGGCAUGUAUGUCCCCAAGUGA
Molecule: messenger RNA, 1275 nt
Organism: Closterium sp. Yama58-4
Lineage: Eukaryota; Viridiplantae; Streptophyta; Zygnematophyceae; Desmidiales; Closteriaceae
Source: the annotation of a GenBank genome assembly